AUGAGCCAACAUUUCUCCAGAUUUGGGGAUGGGAAUUUCAGUUCUUCUUCUGCUCACUGUGGCACACUGGGUGGUGGGAGACAUUCCUCUACCAUAAGCCAUGGUGAAGACCAUAGAGGAGAAGAAAGAUACAGUGGUUAUGGUUACGGCAGUAGGAGUCUCCACAACCUUGGUGGGUUUACAAAUGUUUAUACUGGUGGAGGCUACACAGGAGAAGGAAGAGGAUAUGGGAGGUGCCUGGGAUUUGGUGGUAGGAGACACCUUGAUAGGGGCUUUGGUAGAAGAGGAUAUUUUGUGGGAGCUUUUCAAGGUGGUGAAGCAGGGCUUGGUAGCAUGCGUGGAAGAAGUUCAGGCAGGGAGGUACUUGGAGGAGGCCUUGGUAGAAGUGCCUUUGGUGAACAAGGGGCUGGACGGGGUUUUGGGCAAGCUGGUGUUAGCAGAGGCAUUGAGGAGGUCCAUGUCAAUACCAACCUGCUAAGGCCAAUACAAGUGCAAGUUGACCCCGAGUUCCAGAGAGUGCGGUCAGAUGAAAAAGAGCAGAUUAAGGCUCUCAACAACAAAUUUGCGUCGUUCAUCGAUAAGGUUCAAUGUCUUGAGCGGCAGAACCAGGCUCUGAUGGCCAAAUGGGAACUUCUGCAGCAGCAAAGUGCCCGACCAGAAGAGAGCAGAAAUAUCACCUCUUUCUUCCAAUCUUACAUCAGCAACCUGCAGAGGCAGCUAGAAACGCUCCAGAACCAGAAGGAGCAGCUGGAUCCAGAAGCGUAUAAUAUGCUUCAGCUUGUUGAAGAUUAUAAAAAGAGAUUCGAGGACGAGAUCAACAAGCGCGCGUCUAAAGAAGAGGAGUUCGUGGAGCUUAAAAAGGAACUGGACAGUGCCUACAUGCAAAAAACGGAGUUUGAUGUUCGGGUGGAAAUACUGAGGCAGGAGCUUGAGUUCCUCAGAUGCUUACAUGAAGCUGAGCUGUCCCAGCUGCAAACAGUAGUUGGCAACACCAAUGUCGUUCUGUCCAUGGACAACCAUAGGGAAUUGAACAUGGAUGGCAUCAUUGAAGAAGUCAGGCAGGAGUAUGAGGCAACCGCUCAGAGAAGCAAAGCUGAAGUGGAUGCCAUGUAUCAGGGCAGGUACCAGGACCUUCAGAACAUGUGGGUAAAUCAACGUGAGCAACUGAGGAACAGUUAUAAGGAAAUCCAGGAACUUACCAGGCAGAUCCAAAGACUGCAACCAGAAAUUGAAAUUGCAAGGACAAAGAAUGCCAGCCUCCAAGAAACCAUUAAAGAUGCUGAGCAGCGUGGGAGCUCUGCUAUCAAGGAUGGCCAGGAAAAGCUUCAGGAGUUGGAAAAUACCCUGCAGCAGGCCAAAGAUGAUCUGGCUCGCCUUCUUCAUGAUUAUCAGGAGCUCCUGAAUGUGAAAUUGGCCCUGGAUAUUGAAAUUGCCAUGUAUAGAUCACUUCUUGAGGAGGAGGAGACCAGGUAG
Molecule: messenger RNA, 1473 nt
Organism: Gavia stellata (red-throated loon)
Lineage: Eukaryota; Metazoa; Chordata; Aves; Gaviiformes; Gaviidae
Product: keratin, type II cytoskeletal 1-like
Exons: 7
Coding region: 1-1473 (490 amino acids)
Biological process (GO): intermediate filament organization; keratinization
Cellular component (GO): keratin filament
Molecular function (GO): structural constituent of skin epidermis
Source: RefSeq, a predicted model, not a curated record